This is a messenger RNA of Spirometra erinaceieuropaei, 2577 nucleotides long. NCBI's taxonomy places the organism in Eukaryota, Metazoa, Platyhelminthes, Cestoda, Diphyllobothriidea, Diphyllobothriidae. The record is from the annotation of a GenBank genome assembly.
AUGUCCUCAUCCGUGGACACAUUUCAGAGGAAGCUUGACCAGUACAGAACAUGUACCGCCACGUCUUUAGAAACGAACAAAUUUCUCCCCUUGUACAACCCAGAACUCCAUACCUCACAAGGUAUGCUACUCCCUAUAUUUAAGUAACAUCAUUUUAUACUUUUUCAGUUAAGUUUCUCCAUCAGACGUCUGUAUGCAAACCAAUGAAUCCUGUUUGAAGCAUAGUGUGACGGCAGGUCGGCCUUGAAAUUAUUCGGAAAUUGGAAAGGUUUCUUAAAACCCCCCCUUCAAGUACUCAAUUUGAAGAAGUCGUAGUUUUCUUUCAAAUGAGCAAAAGAAUAAAUAUUUUUAUGCCUACUUUCUACGAAAUGCGUUUAAACUUAUAAGGGGAUCAAAAAUCAAUGAGAGAACUCCAUACUUCCCAAGUAGUCUGUUUAUAGAAUGCAGUUUUUGUAGACGGCCGGUAAGUAGUUCGUUCAUAAGCCGGCACCCUGAAGUAACUGAAUUAUCUUGGGAUUAUGCUACACGGUGAUUAAUAUUACAACCCUGCUUAAGCAAACUUUUCGAGUCGAAAACGAAUUUCGAAUUCCCGCUAAGAUUGCAUGAGUUAACACAUGUAGUGUAUGUAAGAUGCAGUCACUAUGUCACUGUGUGCCUGUCAAAAUGGUGCGGCACCCGCACUUUGUGGCUGCACGUGAUGCCGUAAUGGCUUAAUGGAAAAGUCAAGUUGAUAAACACUUAGACAAUCCAAAGAUCCCCCGUCGUUAAAGGAACUCAAUGGAUUCCUCAAGUUUGACGCCAUACUUGCGGAGGCACAUGUGACGAGCAAAUGCUUAUCAGGAUGUAUUGAACGGGGCGAAUAUCCCAAAUACUACUGGAAAACCUUACGGAGAAAUCAUAUCGCCGUAGUAUUUAAAUGCCAGUCUCUCGUGGUUUUCAGGGCGGUCGAGGGCCACUGUUCUCGGACACAAGUUCCGGUGGACUUCUUUAAUUCCGGCAUUGACCGUCUCAAGGUGGCUUUCUGCAUGUCGUUUUAGUGCAGUUGAUGAGGGAAUUAAAGAACUCCACCGGAACUUGUGUCAGAGAACAGUGGCCCUUGACCGUCCUGAAAACCACGAGAGACUGGCAUUUAAAUACUACGCAGAGGCAGUCAGAAUUAAAAGAAUGGAGGCCAGGUGGACUAAGCCCCUACGAAGCGUCCAGUCAGUAGAACCUCAGACCGUCCUUCCGAACAAUCCGGAACGGUACACGCAUAACUAUUCUUCAGUUCGUCUUGAGAAAGCUCUCGAAGAGGUACUAGCUGUUGGCCCUUCGUUUUGUAUUGCACGGCGGUUGCCGAAACAAUUAGAGCUAGAAAUACAAUUUGAGAGUCUCUUUAGUCAGACUACAGAGCUAAAACCUACCGAUCCUAAAGAAGUUGAUUGCAUUACGUCGGCUCUAGUUAACUGCUGCCAACAGCAUCUAAGGAAGGCUCCGAAAAACAAGAGUCCCAUGACAAGGGCUCAUAUUGAUAGCCUCAGGGAACUUCGGAAAAGCAAAGACAUUGUGCUAACCAGGCCACCUUUUCUAGGCCCUUCCCCUCAUGGGGGCAGGCAGUGCCGCCCCUGAAUCGGGCUGCCCAUGUGCCUGGUUGGCGCGACCGAUCCCACUAUGGGGCCACGACUUUUAUGUUCGUAGUGGAGAACGACCGCAUAUGCCGUGAGUCCGCGGUCUCCGUCGGUGAGGGUGGGCGCGUCUCAGCGAAGGCGAUGCGGAGACCCGUCCCGGCAGCAGUUAUCCAACGGCGUACCAGGCAGAGCCUUGUCUCGACGAUGCCGGCGCAGUGUUUCAUCCGACCAUCCAUCCAGCGGAGUCCGCAGUACACUGUGCAAGCGGCACAAGCGCACAGCGCCCUCACCUGGUUUAGCCCGCCGGUCGAGACGGUUGCCCGGGGUGUGGCCGCUGAGCAGAGCCCAGCUACGUGGAGCCACAGGUGAGAGUUGGGUGCCAGCGAAUGGACGCUAGGCGUAGUCUCACCUGCAAGCAAGUGAGCGACCACUACGACCAUCACGUGAACCCACCGCUGACACCCCCUACACCCCGUGCCUAUAUAUACAUACAUAAAUAGAUACAUAAAACACAUUUCGGUAACUCGUUAUUAUCGAGACACUUGUAUAGAAACCGACGUUAAGCAUACGUAGAAGGCACUCAAAGGGCAAAGGUUACCCAUCGUGUGACCCACUGGAAGGCGUCGCGUCCAUAAAUCUCGCUAUAAAAGUGAGGAGGCGGGUUCUACGAAGCAGUCACGAAGGGAACACAAGCGAUGGAGAAAAAACUUUCCCGCGAAUGGAGCUCGUGUUCUACCGAUCCCCUAUCCCUUUAUGACUGCAUCCCAGACCACAUGUUCUAGUCUCAAUCAACGCGACCGGUCUAGGAAGCAUAGCCGCCGCCGCCGCCGCCGCCGCCGCCGUCGCCGCCGCCGCCGCCACCACCACCACCACCACCACCACCACCACCACCACCACCACCACAUCUGCCUCUGCUCACGACCUUUUCAAACUGAGUUUCGGUUUUCGGCAAAUUAUUGUGCGCAUUUGA